Messenger RNA from Dentiscutata erythropus, 401 nucleotides. The record is from the annotation of a GenBank genome assembly. NCBI's taxonomy places the organism in Eukaryota, Fungi, Glomeromycota, Glomeromycetes, Diversisporales, Gigasporaceae.
CUAAGGGUGAGGAUAUAGUAAAAGCAGCAGAGGGACUUUCUGGAAUGUCGUUAGCACAAAUCACUAUAAAUCGUGACGACAGAAAUAAAAACGUUUCUCUAGCCGAAAUCGCAAAGUUAACUAGUACAUUUAUUGUUCGCCCAAAACUGAUAAUUUCGGCACAUACAAAACCAACAUCUAAUUGGACCAUUCCAAUCCCAACGAUUCAAGUUCUUACAAAUAACAAAAUGAUCGAGAUGGAAGAUGUUAUCAAUUUUAAUAAUGGAGAUGAUGAUCGAGGUUCUGAAAUGGAUAUUGAAGACGUUCCCAAUCUUAACGAGGAUAAUUAUCAAGAAAGUUUCGAAAUGGACGUUGAAGGUAUUGGACUAGCCAAAACACAACUUUUUAUUGUGAGCAAAUAA